Paramecium pentaurelia is the source of this 1344-nucleotide messenger RNA. The record is from the annotation of a GenBank genome assembly. NCBI's taxonomy places the organism in Eukaryota, Ciliophora, Oligohymenophorea, Peniculida, Parameciidae.
AUGAUGAGAUUAAAUAUAACGAGAUUGACAAAGAGAAUGAAUAUGAAACCUCCUUCAGAAAAUGAUUUCAGCACUUUACUUAUUGCAAAGAAUACUCCUAUCCGUUAGCUUUCAAUAUGUAAUAUAUUUGUAAAUAUAAAUAUUCAUAGCAACUCGUUCAUCUAAACACUCAUAAUUUAUUAGAAGAUUACCUACUAAUUAAAAUUAAUAAUCUUAAUAGCUAACCAGUAGAACAAUAUCAGUUCAUGAUGCACAUUUCCAUAGCGAACCUUUGAAAGAGAAAUAAUUAUAAAUCAACACUAUGUAAAAUAAGAAGAAAUCUACAAGAAGAUUAAUUGGUUUAUAAACUCAACCCAGUCUCAUAAUGUAAGAAUAACACAUUAAUAAGUAAACCAAAGUUUACAGAUAUUAAAUAUGAAAUAAUUGAUAUCUAUUAAUUUAAGAUAGCAGAACCAAAAAUACUUUACAAAGGUAAUAGAGACACAAGUCAUCUUUAAAGAAUUGCUAUAAUAGGUUAAUCUGUAUCACUUAAUAAAUAAUUAAUCCAAAAAAUCAAAUCUGAAUGCAUUUUAGUGUUAUUAACUAAUAAUUUAUCUUAGAUAGAUGAAUAGUAUGAUUGCAUAAUUUAACCACAUCACAUUUCUCCUAAUGAUGUUUUGAGUUAUUAAAGGAAUAUAAAUUAGAUUUGGAUAAAUGUAAAUCAUUUGAUACACACAUUUAAAUAGCCAGAAUAAAUUAUUAUGAUAGAUGAAGUUUUUAACGAAAAUAAUAUCUUAAACAUUGAAGAUUUAAAAAAUAAAAUAUUGUAUUAAGGUAAUUGUAAGAUGAUUCAUCUCUUUCUUUAAAAAGAUAAACCAAAUCUUUAAAAAUUAUAUUAUGCUCUAUGUCAUCUAUUUAAGUAUGAACAAUAAGAUUUAACAUAAUUAAAUCUGAAAUAGAUACUUAAAGAAUGCUCUGAUAAUUGUCUACAAAUUUAAACUAAAUUAACAUAUCUUCAAAAAGCAAUUGAUAUAAAGAAUAAAUUGAAAUAAUAAUUUAAAAAGGAACAAAUUUGUAUAGACUCUCCAGAAAAUAGAGCUGAAAAGUAUAUUAUUUUUAAGAAUUAGUUUGAGAGAUUGUGUUAUUGAAUACAUUAAAAGUCGUUCUACAAAUAAAAUUACAGGAAUGUAUUAUAUAGUUGGAGAUUAAAUUAUGAGAAACAUUCAAUUCUUCAGAAAUAGAUAGGAAGAUAAAUACUUUAAAGAAAAGAGACAUUAAGAAACUCUUCAAAUACUAUAAAAUAAAUUAUAACCUAUUUAACAUGCACUUACUUGUUAAUAAUAAUAUGCAUUUUAUUUACUAUGA